AUGGGCGGCUCGCAAUGUUUCCUCGCCACUUUGCUGGUUUACCUGUCCAUCAACAGCAUUCACGCCUUGGAGAGCGAAAACAUGCUGGGCGGCGAGGUAGCCCCACCCUGCGUGUACAAGUACCAGGCGUCGAUCAUGUUGAACGGCAAACAGAUAUGUGGCGGUGCAAUAAUCGACAAAAGCCACGUUGUGACGGCAGCCCACUGUUUGUUCGAAGAGGACGGCAGUAUCAGCGGACCCAAGCUCACCGUAAUGGCGGGCAUCAAUAAUCUCCACCAGCUGCAGGUCCAUUCGGCCGUCAAGUCCAACAUCAGCAAAAUAUACACUCCCUCGGCUUACGAGGUGUAUCAACCGGGUGCAGACAUUGCCGUGUUGAGGCUGACAACUCCUCUCCAUUUGGGGGAAAAUGCGUGCCUGGAUAAGAUUCAGUUGCCCAAAGGUGACGACAUGUACGUAGAUAAGAUAGCCACCGUCAGUGGUUACGGUUUGGUGUCACAUAACAACCAAAGAGUGCAGGACGCUUUGGAAAAAUCGGAUUUGGUUUCCGACCCUCAGCUACACUUCCUCAGAACUCGAGUGAUCGCGAAUAAUGAGUGUCGUUUGAAGUAUCUGCUGUACAAAAAAAAUUACAUGGAAGAGGUGCCACUUAUCAGAAUAAAUGAUUCGUUCAUCUGCGUUGAAGCUGUUAAAUCUCCAAAUGAUCCUCCCCGAGGCACAUGUGCGGGCGAUAGCGGUGGUCCAGUGAUAGUGGAUGGCAACGUGCUCGUUGGUAUCGUGGGAUUUGGGCCAUUAAAUUGUGAUGAAUACUUUUUGCCUGGAGCUCACGCACGAGUCUCGAAAUAUCUCACGUUUAUCGAAAAAGCUCUGCUCGACCACGACGACUGCUCGACUAGAAUGACGACGACCGAGGGAAUUGUUGUUUGCAUGGCGUAA
This is a messenger RNA of Copidosoma floridanum, 933 nucleotides long. Its product is annotated as chymotrypsin-1-like. Gene Ontology annotation, biological process: proteolysis. Gene Ontology annotation, molecular function: serine-type endopeptidase activity. The record is from RefSeq and is a predicted model, not a curated record. NCBI's taxonomy places the organism in Eukaryota, Metazoa, Arthropoda, Insecta, Hymenoptera, Encyrtidae.